Staurois parvus is the source of this 1302-nucleotide messenger RNA. Lineage: Eukaryota; Metazoa; Chordata; Amphibia; Anura; Ranidae. The record is from the annotation of a GenBank genome assembly.
AUGGCCGAGGAGUUCGAUGAGCACAACCUGCAUGAGCUGUACUCCUGGGUGGACAAGAUCCCGCUCUCCCGACCGAAGAGGAACAUCGCCCGCGACUUCAGCGAUGGAGUGCUGAGCGCCGAAUUGGUGAAAUUCUAUUUUCCUAAGCUGGUAGAGAUGCACAACUACGUCCCAGCCAACUCCACCCAACAGAAGAUCAGCAACUGGACCAUCCUGAACCGGAAAGUUCUGAGUAAAUUGAACUUCUCCGUCCCAGACGAUGUGAUUCGGAAGGUCGUACAAUGUUCGCCGGGAGUGGUGGAGCUGGUACUGAACACUCUGCGCCAGAAGAUCGAGGAGAAGCAGAAACAGAUCCAGGCCUCUGAAGACACAUCAGAGGUAACAUUGUUUGGGCAACACUGGUAUUUAGGGGAACCUCUCAUGUACUAUUAUCCAGGAGGGAGUAUAGGGGAACCUGUCAUGUACUAUUACCCAGGAGGGAGUUUAGGGGAACCUGUCAUGUACUAUUAUCCAGGAGGGAGUAUAGGGGAACCUGUCAUGUACUAUUACCCAGGAGGGAGUUUAGGGGAACCUGUCAUGUACUAUUACCCAGGAGGGAGUUUAGGGGAACCUGUCAUGUACUAUUAUCCAGGAGGGAGUAUAGGGGAACCUGUCAUGUACUAUUAUCCAGGAGGGAGUAUAGGGGAACCUGUCAUGUACUAUUAUCCAGGAGGGAGUUUAGGGGAACCUGUCAAGUACUAUUAUUCAGGAGGGAGUUUAGGAGAACCUGUCAUGUACUAUUAUUCAGGAGGGAGUUUAGGGGAACCUGUCAUGUACUAUUAUUCAGGAGGGAGUUUAGGGGAACCUGUCAAGUACUAUUAUUCAGGAGGGAGUUUAGGGGAACCUGUCAUGUACUAUUAUUCAGGAGGGAGUUUAGGGGAACCUGUCAUGUACUAUUAUUCAGGAGGGAGUUUAGGGGAACCUGUCAUGUACUAUUACCCAGGAGGGAGUUUAGGGGAACCUGUCGUACUAUUACCCAGGAGGGAGUUUAGGGGAACCUGUCAUGUACUAUUAUCCAGGAGGGAGUUUAGGGGAACCUGUCAUGUACUAUUACCCAGGAAGGAGUUUAGGGGAACCUGUCAAGUACUAUUAUUCAGGAGGGAGUUUAGGGGAACCUGUCAUGUACUAUUACCCAGGAAGGAGUUUAGGGGAACCUGUCAAGUACUAUUAUUCAGGAGGGAGUUUAGGGGAACCUGUCAUGUACUAUUACCCAGGAGGGAGUUUAGGGGAACCUGUCAUGUACUAUUACUCAGGAGGGAGUGA